UCUGGAGCGAUCUGGUCCACGCACAUCGCUGUAAAAAGAUCCAUCAGUCAACCUGUAAAAACAGUUCACUCCUGAAACAAUGAGCACUUCCCACCCUGCAUCUCUACCCUCCAUCGACAUCCUGGAGGAUCUGCAGCUUAUUACAGCACAGAACCUGGAGAAGCUGGACAUUAACAAGUAUUAUGAGGUCAUAAGGGAGCUGGGCAAAGGCACCUAUGGCAAGGUGGACCUGGUUGUUCACAAGAUCAGAGGCACUAAGAUGGCCCUGAAGUUCUUGAGGAAGAAAACCACCAAGCUUCGAAGUUUCCUUAGGGAGUGCAGCAUCUCGCUCUACCUCUCGCCCUGCCCAUACAUCAUCAACAUGUUCGGCAUCUUCUUUGAGACGGACGAGUAUUACAUCUUUGCCCAGGAAUAUGCACUGGCUGGAGAUCUAUUUGAUAUAAUUCCGCCCCAGGUGGGGCUCCCGGAGAGCAUGGCGAAGCGAUGUGUACACCAAGUGGCCUUGGCACUGGAUUACUUGCAUUCUAGGAAGCUGGUACACCGUGACAUUAAGCCUGAGAACGUGCUCAUCUUUGAUCGGGAGUGCCGUAAGGUAAAGCUGUCGGACUUUGGCAUGACGCGACGAGCUGGCUCGCCGGUGAAGCGUGUAAGUGGAACGAUCCCAUACACGGCACCUGAGCUGUGUGAACUAGGCCAUGAUGGCUUCUAUGUGGACUAUAGUACAGACGUUUGGGCUUUCGGAGUGCUACUGUUCUGCAUGCUUACGGGCAACUUUCCCUGGGAGAAGGCACUUCCAUGUGAUGCCUUUUAUGAGGAGUUUGCACGCUGGCAGCAACAGCCAAGAAGAAAGACAGGCCCAGUACCCUCGCAGUGGCGCCGCUUUACCAACGAAGCUCUGAGCAUGUUUAGGCAUCUUCUGGCCAUUGAGAAGGAGCAACGCUGUUCUGUCACAAAGGUUCUGGGAUUAUUGGGGCACUCUUGGAUGCUGGACACAGAAAACGGCAAUACAGCAACUUCUCCCACUGGCUCAGUGGUCAAGGAUAAUCUUGCAGAUCUAAGUUCAUCUUCCUCAUCAGAGGAUGAGCUGGUGGAGCGUCUGAAGCAGCAGAGCCUGUCACCCGUGUGCACUGUAGGUAAAGCAGGCAUUGUCAUUGAGCCAGUCGCACCUCGCUACUCCAAUGUGUCAGCCAACAGCUCACCCUCCUCCACUGGCAGCUACGAACGCAUCUCACGUGACGAAAACGGAAAUAAUGGUCGUAUCCUCGUAACUACGCCCAUCGAGAUUUGCGUGUAGAAAAAUGCCAGGAGACUAUACCUUCACUAGACAUCUGGAACAUGAUUUAGGACCUGAACCUGAAGAAGAAACUUCCCUGUACUUCAUGCUGAGUGAAAGCAGUGAAAGCAUUCUGUAGAGGCGUGAUGAGUGUUUCUGAGGGACAGGUCCAACUGAGUCCGAUCGCACCAACUGCGUAUCUAUGAGUUUCAACCAUAUUAGUCCAUUGCAUUAAUAGAAAGAAGAAACUGGACAAAAAGGAGGAACGUUGGUCAUGGUUAAAAACAAACAUUUCCUGUGUAAAGCAAUAUGUUAAAUGUUUGCAAAAAAAGAGUUACAGUCCAAGUGGAAUAAAGAAUAAUGAA
Trichomycterus rosablanca is the source of this 1638-nucleotide messenger RNA. RefSeq names its product un-named sa1261. Gene Ontology annotation, molecular function: ATP binding; protein serine/threonine kinase activity. Gene Ontology annotation, biological process: peptidyl-threonine phosphorylation; peptidyl-serine phosphorylation. Lineage: Eukaryota; Metazoa; Chordata; Actinopteri; Siluriformes; Trichomycteridae. The transcript has 4 exons. The record is from RefSeq and is a predicted model, not a curated record. Bases 80 to 1294 code for a protein of 404 amino acids.